Molecule: messenger RNA, 1008 nt
Organism: Histoplasma mississippiense
Lineage: Eukaryota; Fungi; Ascomycota; Eurotiomycetes; Onygenales; Ajellomycetaceae
Exons: 5
Coding region: 1-1008 (335 amino acids)
Source: RefSeq, a predicted model, not a curated record
AUGGAUGCGUCUCUGGUCCUUCUUCAAUAUGUGGCGGAGUUUGUUACGGCAGCUGACCAUCUGCAGCCAAAUGAUAUUCGAAUCGUAGGCUGUGACAACGAAGAUGGCGUCCAGCUAAACAGAAAACUCCGCAGAACCGGAACUGACUGGGUUGUCGUGGAGCACAAAAGUGUGGCUGCCUACAACGCUCAUCGUUCUCAAAUCCUGGAUCUUGCCAGAGGUGGAGGGAAUGAGCCAAAGAGGGCGAAACGAGGAGAGCCAGCUUUGCGAUCCUCUCGGGCCGGGACCACUGCAGGAACUAGAGCGCAUGUCCGCCAGGAAAUGCGCAGGUCCUCACGCUUGAUCGAGGCUGCAUCACGGUUACACAGCAAGCUUGACCUAAACCAAUUCACCCCCCAACGCACUCUAACCGACAUAGCUAAUAGUUCCCCUUUAGUACUCUUUACUGUCGUUUCCGAAUUCAGGACUGCCAGUCGCCAAUUGACUCUAAAGAGGAUUUCUGUCCAGAAGGCAUGGGAUGUAGUUCUGGACGGCAACUCCUCAGAUCUUCCAGAAACGACCCCUGAUGGAGAAAUCACAUAUCAUGCUGACACGGUUGUUGAGGAGCCCCUGUGCCUGCUUGGGAUGGAAAAGCUUGGGUCGGGAAUAUGCGGCAUUGCCUAUGAUUCUCUACUUCUUGCCGGUACAUCUGAGGAGCCCUGCGCCAUCAAGGUUAAUGAACACGACUUUCAGUCCUUCGUGAGGGAAGUGGAAGGGUAUGAGCGGCUGCAGGGCAAAACAUUUAUUCCUAAAUGUUACGGUGGCUUUGCUGGAAUACACCAGGCGCUUGCAUGCCUUGAACAGCUGCAUGAUGAGGGGUAUCACCAGGAAGAUGUCAUGGCGAGUAAUUUUGGACUUCGCAACGGCCAAGUCGUCGUCCUUGACUUUACCCAUGUGGAACCUUGUGACACACCGAGAACUUGCGGGAACUGGGAGGUUAUGGAUCUAGGGCCCAUGCUGACACAUUGA